Doryrhamphus excisus (bluestripe pipefish) is the source of this 2978-nucleotide messenger RNA. Lineage: Eukaryota; Metazoa; Chordata; Actinopteri; Syngnathiformes; Syngnathidae. The record is from RefSeq and is a predicted model, not a curated record.
GGUGGAGUGUUACGUGUAAAAUAUAUAGGCAAGUUCGGGCAAGUAGUUCUCACCUUAAGGAUUCCCCAUGGGCAAGUCAUUUUUGUUUUUAACGUAGAGCCCUGUAUCCAUUCAUCAAUUUUCUAUACUGCUGUCCCAGCUGACUUGGGGCGACAGGCGGGGUACACCCUGGACUCAGGGCACAUAUAGACAAACAACCAUUCCCACCCACAUUCAUACCUAUGGACAAUUUGGAGUUGCCAAUGAAGCUAACAUGUUUUUGGAAUGGGGGAGGAAACCACAGAGAUGCCCAAGUGGAGAUUCAAACCCAGGUUUUACCUGAGCUUUUUUUUUUUUACCUGAGUUUUUCCUGACCUGAGCUAACCACUUGGCUACCAUGCGGACGCAAUUUCCAAUAUGAAGGUUGGAAAACCUGUAAAAAAAAAUGAUCUCAUUGGGUUCAAAGAACCAGAAGGUCAAGGGUCUUCUGUCAAAUUUGGCUUUUGUGUUUAAAAACAAGCAUCACAUGACUAUACAUGCGUUCAUCAAAGAGUAUGAUGAUUCUUACGAUGAUUAUGAUGCUGAAAAUGCAUGUCUUUGAAAUCUCUGAUAUAACCAUGAUGCAAAAUUGACACGUACGCGACAUUGCUGUGACAUACACUGUACGAUGCUAGGUGGUUAUGGUAAACGGUAAAUUUAGUGGACAAUGAGGAGACGCCGCUAUGUAAAUGACUGCUGUGAGAGAAGACCGGUGUGCGGUGUACCACUGAAGUGUCUGCCUGCUGGACUAUGAUUCUCGCCUCUUGAAGAAUUCCCAUCUUUAUAAACUUCCUAGACCUUCUUGACAACUUCCUCCAUGGGUUCCCGCAGCCAAGGCUUCUUCCACCAACACCAUCACCACCAUCGUAGCUCCGUGGUGCCGGCAACUGUGCCCAGGCUGCUGCCGGAGAAUGGGAGCCUUCUGGGGGGCAUUGCUCAGAUCACUCCCAACCUGUUCCUGAGCAGGGGCAAUGUGGCGUCCAACCGAAGCCUCCUGCUAUCCAAAGGCAUCACGUGUGUGGUCAACGCCACCAUCGAGCUGCCCAACUUCAACUGGCCGCACAUGGAGUAUGUGAAGGUCCCGCUGGCCGACAUGCCGCAUUCGCCCAUCUCCUUGUACUUCGACAGCGUGGCCGACAAGAUCCACAGCGUGGGCCGCAAGCGUGGUGCCGUAUUGGUGCACUGUGCGGCGGGCGUCAGCCGCUCGGCCUCACUGUGCCUGGCCUACCUCAUGAAGUACCACCGCGUGUCCCUGGCCGAGGCCCAUGCCUGGGUCAAAGCCCGCCGCCCUGUCAUCAGGCCCAAUGGCGGCUUCUGGCGCCAGCUCAUCGAGUAUGAGAGGAAGCUAUUUGGUAGGAACUCUGUGAAGAUGGUGCAGACACCCUAUGGGGUCGUACCGGAUGUUUACGAGAGGGACCGCAGGAGUCUGGCUCCGUACUGGGGCCUGUGAGCCACUGGACCACUGGACUUGAAGGCCAAUGGAGCUUUUUAAAAACUCUGGUUUACUUUGAACAGGAUGAAAUCAGUCUUGGAUUGAAAAGACCCACCGGGACCACAAUGCAAUCAAACGCCAGUGCUGUGUACCACCUGGUGUUCACUGUGCUUGGCUCCGUUCCCUGUCAUGAUGUCACGUGGUGGUCUUGUGCCAGUCUUACAGAGCAGCAUGCCCCAAGUCUAUGGUAGCAUUUUUAAGAGCAGUGUACAGAGAAAAAAAUGUUUCAGUGCAGUAUCCAUAGUCAAAACUUCGAAGAGCUACCUAAUGAUUUUGAUACUUCACAUAUUUGGUACCGAUCAGUGGUACUGUAUGGUACUGUAUGCUGCUUUCAACUUCAUUCAUUCAUUCAUUUUCUACCGCUUAUCCUCACAGGGAUCGCGGGGGGAGCCAGCUGUCUUCGGGCGAGAGGCGGGGUACACCUUGGACUGGUGGCCAGCCAAUCACAGGGCACAUAUAGACAACAACCACAUGGAACGGAACAUUCAUUCAUUUUCUACCGCUUUUUCCUCACGAGGGUCGCGGGGGGUGCUGGAGCCUAUCCCAGCUGUCGGGCGUAAGGCGGGGUACACCCUGGACUGGUCGCCAGCCAAUCACAGGGCACAUAUAGACACACAACCACACGGAACGGAACAUUUAGAACAAUUUAUCAUUUUAAAGAAUAUUGCAGAGAUAACAUUGACAAUUAUUUAAAAAUCGUUUCCCCAUAUAUUUGUCAGUAUCGUAGAACUAAAAUUGAAAAAUUUCCGUAGAUACUGUAGUAAUACGCAUAUACAAGAUUUAGAAACAUUCAUUCAUUCAUUCAUUUUCUACCGCUUUUCCUCACGAGGGUCGCGGGGGUGCUGGAGCCUAUCCCAGCUGUCUUCGGGCGAGAGGCGGGGUACACCCUGGACUGGUGGCCAGCCAAUCACAGGGCACAUAUAGACAAACAACCAUUCACACUCUCAUUCAUACCUAUGGACAAUUUGGAGUCGCCAAUUAACCUAGCAUGUUUUUGGAAUGUGGGAGGAAACCGGAGUGAUUUAGAAACAUUGUUAUAAAAUCUUUUUUUUAUAUAUAAGGUGUGCAGAAAGUCCUAGAGGUCUGAAGGUCCUGUUCUGUCCACAUGCACACAAUUUUAUUGUGCUAAUUAUUGCUGUUGUGUCAAAGAAAGUGGAGCUAUCAGAUGCUAUCAUAUUUUUGUCUAUAGUCAAAUCAGAUGUAUCUCCCUUGACAAAUAUUAUACUGCGUUGCUUUCAGUAUGAUGCAGCACAAGAAUAUAGUAUUGGUACAUUCUCAAACAUCAAUUUGGGUAUUUUAAAGUGCAAUGUUGAACUCAAUCUUAUGUUUUAUUUAAAAUUGAAACAAGACUAAAUAGGUUGAUUUGGAGGCAAGAUGCUUAUAUCCUGCUCUUUACUCUGCAGCCUUAUGACAAAUGAGGCAAUUGUUUGUGUUUGAAUUUGGAAGACAAUAAAGACCUAACAUGCAA